This is a messenger RNA of Staurois parvus, 388 nucleotides long. Lineage: Eukaryota; Metazoa; Chordata; Amphibia; Anura; Ranidae. The record is from the annotation of a GenBank genome assembly.
UGGUACAAGGCUGUUGUGAAUAGCCUUGUACCAUGUGACCUCUGUGAUCAUUCACAGAUUUCACACGUAGUAAGCAAUGAUGUCACAAGUGACAUCUUGCUUACUACUCUGCAUAGGAUCACUGAUUGGCCAAUCAGUGAUCACAUGAUCGCGACCUCACACAGAGGUCCCGUCCGACGAUCGGUGUUCCACUGUGUCCGGAGGACACAGCAGGCACCGGAUUGCGGUGCUGCGCGCUCCGAGGGAGCGCGCACAACUAGAAAAUGCAGGUGCCGUUUAUGAACGGCAACCCGCCCCUAGAGUGACACCGUCCUGCCGUUUAAAAACGGUAGGCAGACGGCAAGUGGUGAAAGAAUAUAUUGGAGAAUUUAAAAAAAAAUUACAGUGG